AGGUCGACUCCAACCCAGAAGCUCCGCCCUCUCAUCUCAACCGCCGCCAUGAACUCGCUGCUCCGCCGCGCGCUCACCGCCUCCCGGUCUGCCGCGCAGCCGCGGAGAACGUUCCUCGGCGUGGCCCUCCUCUCUCCCCCGCCUGCCAGCUCUCCCGACUCCCCAUGCCGGGCUGCGGUUCCGCCGCCGCCGAUGCGGCGGGCGUUCCACGCCUCGCCGAGACCCCUGGGGUUCAGGGCCACCACCCCUGCGUCGUGUCCCGGCACGGUCACGGAGGCCGGCGCCGGGGAGGACGGCCUGGAGGUCGCGAAGCUGGGGAUCUCGCCGCGGAUCGUGGAGAGGCUCGCCGCGCGGGGCAUCACCAGGCUCUUCCCCAUCCAGAGGGCUGUUCUUGAACCAGCAAUGCAAGGGAAGGAUAUGAUUGGUCGUGCUCGAACUGGAACUGGAAAAACCUUGGCUUUUGGCAUUCCUAUUAUGGACAGGAUUCUUCGACACAAUGAGAAGAAUGGAACUGGUAGGAACCCUUUAGCUAUCAUUUUGGCACCUACUAGAGAACUCGCUCGACAGGUUGAGAAGGAAUUCAAAGAAUCUGCUCCCUUAGACACCCUCUGUGUCUAUGGAGGUGUUCCCAUCAAUCAGCAAAUGAGAACUCUUAAUUAUGGCGUUGACGUUGUGGUCGGGACUCCUGGGCGAAUUAUUGAUCUUUUGAGAAGGGGAAAUUUAAAUCUUUCGGAGAUCCAAUUUGUUGUUCUGGAUGAAGCUGAUCAGAUGCUAGCUGUGGGUUUUGAUGAAGACGUUGAGGUUAUCAUGGAGAAGCUGCCACAAAACCGUCAAAGCAUGCUGUUCUCUGCAACAAUGCCUAGCUGGAUCAGAAAACUUUCAAACCAAUACUUGAAAGAUCCAGUCAUAAUUGACCUUGUUGGCGAGUCGGACCAGAAAUUACCUGAAGGAAUCUCUCUUUAUUCAAUUGCAUCUGAGAACUAUGGGAAGUCAUCAAUUCUUGGUACAUUGAUUAAAGAGCAUGCUAAUGGUGGGAAAUGCAUUGUUUUUACACAAACUAAACGAGAAGCAGAUAGAUUGGCAUACUCCAUGGGCAGGAGUUAUGCAUGUCAGGCGCUCCAUGGAGAUAUUACACAAAAUCAGAGAGAAAGGACACUGUCAGGAUUUCGAGAGGGUCGCUUUAACAUUCUCGUAGCAACUGAUGUCGCAGCCCGUGGGUUAGACAUACCCAAUGUUGAUCUAGUGGUACAUUAUGAAAUUCCAAACUCCUCGGAGUUAUUUGUUCACAGGUCUGGGCGAACUGCACGAGCAGGGAAGAAAGGCAUUGCCAUUCUAAUGUACACAUAUGAGCAAAGUAGAGCUGUAAGGGUCAUUGAGCAAGACAUUGGAUGCAGGUUCACAGAGCUUCCAAAGAUUUCAGGUACAGCUGAGGCUGCAGACAUGUUUAACGUUUCAAGAGAUCCCCGCUCUAGAUCAGCUGGAACCAGAACUGACGGCUCCUUUUUCGGACGUGAAAGCUACAGUGGCUUCGGCGGACGCUCUUCCCGUGGCUUCGGUGAUCCUGACGGCUUUGGUGGUGCCCCUGAUGGUGCUGGGUGGUCUCGUGACACGGGCUCAAGAUCCCGUGGCGGGUUUGGAGAUUCUCGACGACCUUCUCGACCGUUGGAUGGCUCUUUUGGCAGGUCUAGCUUCAAUCGCUCCGGUGGAUUCAGCGACUUUGGAGAAGGCAAUUUUGGCAGAAAUGAUAACCCCGAUUUCCGUCGCCCGAGGAGUGGUGAUGACUCAGGCUCUUCCCGGUUCGGCAGAAGCUCCGGUGGUUUCGGCGCCUCAGAUUUUGGCAAGCCAGGCAGCUUCAAGGAUUGACAGACUGAUCAGAGGGCUAACCGGUGCUUUUCAACCACUGGUGUUUCCUUUCCAUGAAUGAGCAAUACCACUCUGUCGGUUCUUUUGUAUCUAGGGUUGUUUCAGAAACAUGUUUGCUCUGUCAAUAUUUGUACGAGUAAUUUUUAGGAAGAUUUUUUUUCUUUUUGAAAGCAA
Molecule: messenger RNA, 2037 nt
Organism: Brachypodium distachyon (stiff brome)
Lineage: Eukaryota; Viridiplantae; Streptophyta; Magnoliopsida; Poales; Poaceae
Product: DEAD-box ATP-dependent RNA helicase 53
Exons: 7
Coding region: 49-1863 (604 amino acids)
Molecular function (GO): ATP binding; nucleic acid binding
Source: RefSeq, a predicted model, not a curated record